Messenger RNA from Megalops cyprinoides (Indo-Pacific tarpon), 2110 nucleotides. RefSeq names its product coronin, actin binding protein, 2A (gene coro2a). NCBI's taxonomy places the organism in Eukaryota, Metazoa, Chordata, Actinopteri, Elopiformes, Megalopidae. Gene Ontology annotation, molecular function: actin filament binding. The transcript has 13 exons. Gene Ontology annotation, biological process: actin filament organization. The record is from RefSeq and is a predicted model, not a curated record. Bases 368 to 1957 code for a protein of 529 amino acids.
CUCUUCCCAUCGACUCUGCAGCGCGUGCUCUGUGUAGAAUCACUGCGCUAUGAUUAACUAAAGUGCUACACAGAAGAGCGCCCUGUCUUCUUAAUGGUAACCUCUUAAGCUAGUCGACUGCCGUGAUUUACGCACGAACAUCACACACCCAGUAUAAACGUCGGAUCCCUACGGAUGCCUACUCAAGCCUGACAAGACAUUUGGCGUAUCGAGUCUUCCGAGGUUAAGUGUUGCUGUUCUACGCCUCGUUUAGAAUCGUAUCACCUGCAUACGUCUUGCAUGACCAUCACAAAGCUGUUCUGGAAUUUCCUUUGAUCAUGACAUUGUGUGCCUGUAGAAGCUUUGUGCUGACUACUUCUCUCUGAAGAUGACAUGGCGUCCUCAGUACCGCAGCUCCAAAUUCCGCCACGUGUUCGGUAAGCCUGCCACCAAGGAAAACUGCUACGAUGGUGUCCCUAUCACCAGAAGUGUCCAUGGCAACCACCUCUGUGCGGUCAACCCAUGCUUCAUCGCAGUCAUCACGGAGUGUGCAGGGGGCGGAGCCUUCCUGGUCAUCUCUCUUCACCAUACUGGGAAGGUGGACCCUCAUCACCCACGUGUUUCUGGACACAGAGGAAAAGUGCUGGACAUCAAAUGGAACCCUUUCAACGACUUCUGCAUCGCCUCCUGCUCGGAGGACACCAUGGUGAAAAUCUGGGAGAUUCCAAAGCAUGGUGUGCUGAAGAAUAUCACAGUGCCAUGUAAGGAGCUGCAGGGACACGCCCGCAGGGUGGGGCUGAUUGAAUGGCAUCCCACCGCCAACAACAUCCUGUUCAGCACCGCCUACGACUACCAGGUGAUGGUAUGGAACUUAGACUCCCCAGAGCAGGUUAUCAAGAACCCAGUGAAGACCAUUGGUCUGCACAUAGAUGUGGUCCUGUCCAUGUCCUUCAACACUGAUGGCAGCAGGAUGGCCACCUCCUGCAAGGACAAGAGGAUCCGGGUCAUAGACCCUCGCACCGGGGCCCUCUUGCAGGAGGCUAACUGCAAGUCCCAUAAAGCCAACAAAGUGCUCUUUUUAGGAAAUCUGAAGAUGAUCUUUUCAACUGGAAAUUCUCGGUGGAACCACAGACAGAUGGCUCUGUGGGAUCAGGAUGACCUCUCUGUGCCUUUGCUGGAGGAGGACCUGGAUGGCUCCUCUGGGGUCCUGUUCCCUUUCUAUGAUCCUGACAUACACAUGCUGUAUGUGGCAGGGAAGGGGGAUGGUAAUAUCAGGUAUUAUGAAGUCAGCUCAGAGAAGCCCUACAUGCAUUUCCUUACAGAGUACCGCUCACUCCUACCUCAGAAAGGCAUUGGGAUCAUGCCAAAGCGUGGACUGGAUGUGUCGUCCUGUGAAGUGUUCAGAUUCUACAAGCUGGUGCCAAUCAAAAGUCUCAUCGAGCCACUUUCCAUGAUAGUCCCACGCAGAUCAGAGUCUUACCAGGAAGACAUCUACCCCAUGACUGCUGGGAGCAAGCCAGCCAUGACAGCAGCUGAAUGGCUGACAGGCCUUAAUAAAGACCCUGUCUUGAUGUCUCUGAGGCCUGGAAGUAAAUCAGCAGAUGCAUACCCAGAUCUGGCAGCAGGUAAAGCCUUUAGCAACUCUUUGGAUACCAGGCGGUCCCAGAGUCGCCCCGGCCUUCUGCAGUUGGCCUUUAUCGAGGAGAAUCUACAGACCAAAGAUGGCAAGGAACCUAAGACCUUAAACGACUCAAAAUCCUGCCAAGAAUUUGAGGACAAGAGUCAAGCUGCUGUGUCCAACGGACAAGAACCCAUGACGUGUUCCCCUCCUAAAACUGAGAAUGAGCUCCUACAGACAUACUACCGGCAACAGGAGGAGAUCCGCCGCCUACGGGAGCUGCUGACCCAGAGGGAUGUGCGGAUAAAGCAGCUGGAGCUGGAGAUUAAAAAUGUACUCAACUCCCAAGGAGCCUGCUAAGAAGCGCAGCCCCCCUGCCAGUCUGUUUCCAAUGCUCCCCUCCUCAGUUUCAGACAUUUCCAGCCAGUACCAAGGGGACAUGGUCCCAGCCACAGGAAUGACCCCCCUCUCUGCCACAAGCUCUCUGCCUCUCUGUUGUCAUGUGUGACGCAU